Molecule: messenger RNA, 2868 nt
Organism: Loxodonta africana (African savanna elephant)
Lineage: Eukaryota; Metazoa; Chordata; Mammalia; Proboscidea; Elephantidae
Gene: MDGA1
Product: MAM domain containing glycosylphosphatidylinositol anchor 1
Exons: 17
Coding region: 1-2868 (955 amino acids)
Biological process (GO): synapse organization; homophilic cell-cell adhesion
Cellular component (GO): neuronal cell body; axon; plasma membrane
Molecular function (GO): axon guidance receptor activity; protein binding
Source: RefSeq, a predicted model, not a curated record
AUGGAGGUGACCUGCCUUCUACUUCUGGCUCUGAUCCCGGUUCACUGCCGGGGACAAGGAGUCUAUGCUCCAGCCCAGGCCCAGAUCGUGCAUGCUGGCCAGGCGUGUGUGGUGAAAGAAGACAACAUCAGUGAGCGUGUCUACACCAUCCGGGAGGGGGAUACCCUUGUGCUGCAGUGCCUCAUCACUGGGCACCCUCGGCCCCAGGUGCGGUGGACUAAGACCGCGGGUAGCGCGUCGGACAAGUUUCAGGAGACGUCGGUGUUCAACGAGACGCUGCGCAUCGAACGCAUCGCGCGCACGCAGGGCGGCCGCUACUACUGCAAGGCGGAGAACGGCGUGGGCGUGCCCGCCAUCAAGUCCAUCCGCGUGGAUGUGCAGUACCUGGACGAGCCAGUGCUGACCGUGCACCAGACGGUGAGUGACGUCCGAGGCAACUUCUACCAGGAGAAGACAGUGUUCCUGCGCUGCACUGUCAACUCCAACCCGCCUGCCCGAUUCAUCUGGAAGCGCGGCUCCGACACUCUGUCCCACAGCCAGGACAAUGGAGUUGACAUCUAUGAGCCCCUCUACACCCAGGGGGAGACUAAGGUCCUGAAGCUGAAGAACCUGCGGCCCCAGGAUUAUGCCAGCUACACCUGCCAGGUGUCUGUACGCAAUGUGUGCGGCAUCCCGGACAAGGCCAUCACCUUCCGGCUCACCAAUACCACGGCACCGCCAGCCCUGAAGCUGUCUGUGAAUGAAACUCUGGUGGUGAACCCUGGAGAGAACGUAACGGUGCAGUGUCUGCUGACAGGGGGUGACCCUCCACCCCAGCUGCAGUGGUCCCAUGGCCCUGGCCCACUGCCUCUGGGUGCUUUGGCCCAGGGUGGCACCCUCAGCAUCCCUUCAGUGCAUGCCCGGGACUCUGGCUACUACAACUGCACAGCCACCAACAAUGUGGGCAACCCUGCUAAGAAGACCGUCAACCUGCUGGUGCGAUCCAUGAAGAAUGCCACGUUCCAGAUCACCCCCGAUGUGAUCAAAGAGAGCGAGAACAUACAGCUGGGCCAAGACCUGAAGCUGUCGUGCCACGUGGAUGCAGUGCCCCAGGAGAAGGUGACCUACCAGUGGUUCAAGAAUGGCAAGCCGGCACGCAUGUCCAAGCGGCUGCUGGUGACCCGCAAUGACCCCGAGUUGCCUGCAGUCACCAGCAGCCUGGAGCUCAUUGACUUGCACUUCAGCGACUACGGCACUUACCUGUGCGUGGCGUCCUUCCCCGGGGCACCUGUGCCUGACCUCAGCAUCGAGGUCAACAUCUCCUCUGAGACAGUACCACCCACGAUCAGCGUGCCCAAGGGCAGGGCCGUGGUGACUGUGCGCGAGGGCUCGCCCGCAGAACUGCAGUGCGAGGUGCGGGGCAAGCCGCGGCCGCCUGUGCUCUGGUCGCGCGUGGACAAGGAGGCUGCGCUGCUGCCCUCAGGGCUGCCCCUGGAGGAGACUCCAGACGGGAAGCUGCGGCUGGAGCGCGUGAGCCGCGACAUGAGCGGAACCUACCGCUGUCAGACAGCUCGCUAUAAUGGCUUCAACGUGCGCCCCCGCGAGGCCCAGGUGCAGCUGAACGUGCAGUUCCCACCGGAGGUGGAGCCCAGCUCCCAGGAUGUGCGCCAAGCGCUGGGUCGGCCGGUGCUCCUGCGCUGCUCGCUGCUGCACGGCAGCCCCCAGCGCAUCGCCUCGGCAGUGUGGCGCUUCAAAGGGCAGCUGCUGGCACCGCCGCCCGUCGUCCCCGCCGCCGCCGAGGCCCCCGACCACGCCGAGCUGCGCCUCGACGCCGUCACUCGUGACAGCAGCGGCAGCUACGAGUGCAGCGUCUCCAACGACGUGGGCUCAGCAGCCUGCCUCUUCCAGGUCUCGGCCAAAGCCUACAGCCCGGAGUUUUACUUCGACACCCCCAACCCCACCCGCAGCCACAAGCUGUCCAAGAACUACUCCUAUGUGCUGCAGUGGACCCAGAGGGAGCCCGAUGCUGUGGACCCUGUGCUCAACUACAGACUCAGUGUCCGACAGUUGAACCAACACAACGCCCUGGUGAAGGCCAUCCCUGUGCGGCGUGUGGAGAAGGGGCAGCUGCUGGAGUACAUCCUGACUGACCUCCGCAUGCCUCACAGCUACGAGGUCCGCCUCACGCCCUACACUACCUUCGGGGCUGGUGACAUGGCCUCCCGCAUCGUCCACUACAUGGAGCCCAUCAACUCUCCGAACCUGUCAGACAACACCUGCCACUUUGAGGAUGAGAAGAUCUGUGGCUACACCCAGGACCUGACAGACAACUUUGACUGGACACGGCAGAAUGCCCUUACCCAGAAUCCCAAGCGCUCACCCAAUACCGGUCCCCCCACUGACAUCAGUGGCACCCCUGAGGGCUACUACAUGUUCAUUGAGACCUCAAGGCCCCGGGAGCUGGGGGAUCGUGCACGACUGGUGAGUCCCCUCUACAAUGCCAGUGCCAAGUUCUACUGCGUCUCCUUCUUCUACCACAUGUAUGGGAAGCACAUCGGCUCCCUCAACCUCCUGGUGCGGUCUCGGAACAAAGGGGCCCUGGACACGCAUGCCUGGUCCCUCAGUGGCAAUAAGGGCAACGUGUGGCAGCAGGCCCAUGUGCCCAUCAACCCCAGUGGGCCCUUCCAGAUUAUUUUUGAGGGGGUUCGAGGGUCAGGCUACCUAGGGGAUAUCGCCAUAGAUGAUGUCACACUGAAGAAGGGAGAAUGUCCAAGGAAGCAGAUGGAUCCCAAUAAAGUGGUGGUGAUGCCAGGCAGUGGAGCCUCCCGCCAGCCCUGCCCACAGCUCUGGGGGCCCGUGGCCAUCUUCCUCAUGGCGUUGCAGAGAUGA